Molecule: messenger RNA, 1644 nt
Organism: Hypoxylon fragiforme
Lineage: Eukaryota; Fungi; Ascomycota; Sordariomycetes; Xylariales; Hypoxylaceae
Product: tubulin-domain-containing protein
Exons: 5
Coding region: 247-1635 (462 amino acids)
Biological process (GO): microtubule nucleation; mitotic cell cycle; mitotic spindle organization
Cellular component (GO): nucleus; spindle; gamma-tubulin complex
Molecular function (GO): GTP binding; structural constituent of cytoskeleton
Source: RefSeq, a predicted model, not a curated record
UAACUAAGUGUAAUGCCAUAGAGAUAUCGAACAUGAAAUAUGUACAUAGUUAGUACUUUAGCGCACCAGACGUCAACGGUAUUGUGGAAACGCGCUUCGCGUAAAAAGUCUAGUUGACAUAACCUUGGAACUAUAGCACUGUACAUAAUUACUGCAGUGUAUAACACUAUAGUGUUGAAAGUACAGCAAUCGUAAAUUCGACGAGCCUCCUACAUCAAGUAGCAAGUUCUAACUCAUGCCACCAUAAUGCCCAGGGAAAUAAUUACGAUCCAGGCGGGCCAAUGCGGCAACAGCAUUGGUAGCCAGUUCUGGCAGCAACUUUGCCAGGAGCACGGUAUCAACCAAGAUGGUAACCUCGAAGACUUUGCGACGGAGGGCGGUGAUCGCAAGGAUGUCUUUUACUACCAGAGUGACGACACCAGAUAUAUCCCCCGAGCUAUCUUGAUAGAUCUCGAACCUCGUGUCAUCAACAGCAUACAAACCGGUCCUUAUAAAAACAUUUACAACCCGGAGAAUUUCUACGUAGGCAAGAGCGGUGUUGGCGCCGGUAACAACUGGGGUGAUGGAUAUCAGUCAGGUGAAGCUGUCCACGAAGAAAUCAUGGAAAUGAUAGAGCGUGAGGCAGAUGGCAGCGAUUCUCUGGAAGGCUUUAUGCUGCUUCAUUCCAUUGCCGGUGGUACCGGGUCUGGUCUAGGAUCGUUCCUCCUCGAACGAAUGAAUGACAGAUUUCCCAAGAAAAUUAUCCAGACAUAUUCGGUUUUCCCCGACACUACGAGCUCAGGUGAUGUCGUUGUUCAUCCGUACAACAGCAUCCUCUCGAUGAGGCGACUGACGCAAAACGCCGAUUCGGUCGUGGUUUUGGAUAACGGGGCGUUAUCUCACAUUGCAGCCGAUAGAUUACAUGUGCAAGAACCUUCGUUCCAACAAACUAACCAGUUAGUCUCAACCGUCAUGUCAGCUAGCACCACAACCUUGCGAUAUCCUGGCUAUAUGCACAAUGAUCUUGUCAGCAUCCUUGCUUCCCUGAUCCCAACACCACGUUGUCAUUUCCUGAUGACUGCAUACACCCCCUUUACCGGAGACCAAGUUGAGCAAGCCAAGACUGUUCGAAAGACUACCGUAUUAGAUGUCAUGAGACGACUAUUGCAACCUAAGAAUCGCAUGGUGUCAACUGUACCAGGCAAGAAGAGCUGCUAUAUCUCUAUCCUCAACGUCAUCCAAGGAGAGGUCGAUCCGACAGAUGUCCACAAAAGUCUACUCCGUAUUCGCGAACGAAGAUUGGCGACUUUCAUCCCAUGGGGCCCGGCGAGUAUUCAAGUGGCUUUAACGAAGCGAAGCCCAUACAUCCCGAUGAGCCACCGUGUCAGCGGCUUGAUGUUAGCUAACCAUACCAGCAUUGCGACGUUAUUCAAACGUAUUGUGCGUUUGUACGAUGGCAUGCGAAAGCGCAAUGCUUUCGUAGAUACUUAUAAGAAAACCGCCCCCUUUUCAGAAGGCUUUCACGAAUUUGACGAGGCCAGGGAGGUAGUAACAGAUCUCAUUGCUGAAUACGAGGCCGCAGAGGACGCCAAUUAUCUAAACCCAGACGAGGGUGAGAAAGCUACGUCUGCGGAAACAGACAAGAGAAUGCCUUGAUCCUUGCCA